Messenger RNA from Daucus carota subsp. sativus, 1557 nucleotides. RefSeq names its product protein DNA-DAMAGE INDUCIBLE 1. The record is from RefSeq and is a predicted model, not a curated record. Gene Ontology annotation, biological process: proteolysis. The transcript is spliced from 16 exons. Gene Ontology annotation, molecular function: protein binding; aspartic-type endopeptidase activity. The coding region runs from base 169 to 1398 and encodes 409 amino acids. Lineage: Eukaryota; Viridiplantae; Streptophyta; Magnoliopsida; Apiales; Apiaceae.
AGAAAAAACAGACGUCCAGUAGUCUGUAUGUAUACACCCAUGUAUUUACUGUACUCAUAAAAGGUCAACAAUUGAAGACAAAGGCUUUGGGAAGAAGAAAAGAAUAUCAGUUUCUUAGCUUUAUAUAAACCCACAUCUCUGUUUAUCUUUACUUGAAAAGAACAAGAGAUGAAGAUAACUAUAAUGACUGCUGAUGAGCAAAUCAUCACUUUAGACGUCGAUCGUGAUGAAUCUGUGGAAAACUUGAAAGCCCUUCUUGAAGUUGAGACACAAGUGGCAUUGCAGCAACAACAGUUGUUGUACAAUGGGAAGGAGAUGAGGAAUGGUGAAAAGUUGAGUGUUCUUGGAUUGAGUGAUGGUGAUUUGGUUAUGAUGGUUUCUGGUUCAUCAACUCCUAGUCCAUCAGCCAAUGAGCUGAGCUUUAACCAGGAUGGAUCUGCAGUGAAUCCUGCAGCAUUCCAGCAGCAUAUUCGCGGCGAUUCCAACUUGAUGUCACAAUUGUUUCAGACUGAUCCACAGUUAGCUCAAGCUAUUCUUGGGAAUGAUCUCAAUAAGCUACAACAGCUUCUAAGGGAGCGUAAUCGUCAUAAAUCUGAAAUGCGGCGUCAACAAGACGAGGAAUUAGCAUUGCUGUAUGCAGAUCCUUUUGAUGUGGAAGCUCAGAAGAAAAUUGAAGCUGCAAUUCGCCAGAAAAGUAUUGAUGAGAACUGGGAAGCUGCUAUAGAACACAAUCCUGAAGCUUUUGGAAGAGUGGUCAUGUUGUACGUUGACAUGGAAGUCAAUGGCGUCCCUUUAAAGGCAUUUGUUGAUAGUGGAGCUCAGUCGACUAUUAUAUCCAAAAGCUGUGCCGAGCGCUGUGGAUUGUUGAGGCUUUUGGAUCCUCGUUUCAAGGGCAUAGCUCAUGGAGUUGGUCAGUCAGAAAUUCUUGGUCGGAUACAUGUUGCUCCUAUCAAGAUUGGGAGUAUAUUCUACCCUUGUUCGUUCUUGGUACUGGAUGCUCCAAACAUGGAAUUCCUCUUUGGUCUGGAUAUGCUCCGUAAGCACCAGUGUAUGAUUGAUUUGAAGGACAAUGUCCUAAGAAUUGGCGGUGGAGAGGUUGCAGUACCAUUUUUGCAAGAGAAAGAUAUUCCACCCCGGUAUCUGGAUGAAGAGAGAUUUGCCCAGGAAGCAUCCAGCUCAGGAGCCCAGGUUACAUCUGGGGCCACUGAGAAGAGUGCUGUGCCAACAGGGGGACAAUCUUCUGGAGCUGGCAGUGGAAGUGCCACCCAGGGCUCUGAGUUUGAAGCUAAAGUUACCAAGCUAGUUGAACUUGGGUUUGGAAGAGAAGCUGUGGUACAAGCUCUAAAAUUCUUUGAUGGCAACGAAGAGCAGGCAGCAGGAUAUCUUUUUGGGGGCUGACAGCGUCCAUUAAUCUUAUGUUUACACAACAUUUUAUUCUUGCAACAAAGAUAGUGUACACUAAGGCGCUGAUUAACGCAAAAUGCUUGAUUUUGAAUGAGAAAUUGCAGUUGAAAGAUGUUAAAGAUUUAUAUGAAGAUACAUUAGAUGCUUCACUUA